CUCUGUAUGUGCAUAGGACACUGAUAGUAGAUUUGGAGCACACUAAAUGGAAUAAUGAUCAACACAUUUACCUCUCUGCCUACAUGCUGAGAGGUUGCAAGUACAGGAUUUGCAUUUCCGAAGAGGCAUGUUUAAUGCUGCUUUUCAGGAAGAUGCAUCCCUCCUACUGGUAAGUAUGUGGUGACUCCACAGCCGUGUCACUGUGAAUUCCACUUACCAUUUUCCAGUAUGUGCUUGACCUGUCUGAACCAGGUCAAGCCUAAAGAGUAUGUACGUUAAGGCAGAGACAUUACAUUGAAGUUUGUUCACCUUACAGUAUCAUGAAAUACAGACAUUUCCCUCUCCCUCAAGGCAAAUGUUUUAAACACAGUGACUACCUCUAAUAUUAACAUAGACAGGUUCUUAACUACCAUCUGAUUCCACGAAUUACCCCUUUUUACAUUGCAUCAUUCUGGCACUAGCUUGACUUUGCUCUUGCAAGCCUCUCCUAUUGCAGAGUCACUCUUUCUUUCCAUUUUAGACACUGCCUUUCAACACCUGAGAACCAAGGAAGUCCACUUUCCACAUUUUUUAGUAAUUAAUUUUAACGUAGCCACUGAAACCUUCUGACUAUCAUUUCUCCAUACUGCUGCUUUGGAUACUUUCCUAGGUUCUGGGCUUGACUAUCGUCUUGGGCAAAAAGUGUAUCUGUCCUUCUAAAUAAAGAGGAUACAAUUAUCUGUAAGGCCUUGUGAGAAAACAGGAACACAAGGAGAAUGCAUGACCAAGGAUGUCAGCAGGAUUAUUUCACUAGAUCUGCAAGAUCCACAGGAUUGUGCCCCAUUAUGAGUGUGCUGCGUAGUCAAUCCAGUGAUGCAAAGCUAGUUUGCUGCCAAGUGCUUGCUAUGGAGGAGGUGAGUUUUCAGGGUGACAUCAGCACUUGGACACGUUGCUGGGGUCCCACCUAGUCGUGCCAUUGCCAGCACAUCACUUCUGCACCACUGUCCUGUCUGACUCGUCACUUCUAGUUGAACUAGUGUUAACUCAAAAGCUUGUAAUGACCAAAAAGGAGACACACCUUGCAUGUAAAUUCAGGAAUUUAUUGUUAGUGCAACAAAUGUUAACAGUCUAAUAUAUGAAUUAUUAUUAAUCUAGAUCUAAUUACAAGAGAAGAGAGACAAGAAGAGAGGAGAGCAAAGAAUACUACUAUAGCACUACAGAAAAAAAAAAAGCAAUAAGGUAAAACCGAUAUAUGCACACCUCCCACUAUCCACCCCUGUUGUUUGGAUGUUACGCUCACACUUGCACUGAUCCUCUGGGUGCAGUGGUCAGUGGCUGCAAUGGGGGUGGUGAGGAAAUAUUGCCAGCUGUCACCAUCCCAGGUCCUUUGCUCAGAUGAGCAUGACAUUGUUGUUGGUUUAUUUUUCUUUAUUUUUUGAUUGGUUAUGGACAUUUUAAUGUUUGCUACCAGCUUUACAUCUUGUUUUUCUUCACUGGCCUUCAAAUCCUACAAUUACAUGAGUUUCCUAGUCAUUAGAAAAACUGCUUUCACGCUACACAAAUGAAGCCUGCCUGAGGCAGGUUAAGGCAAGUUCAGACAAAGCAGUCCUGACAAGCCUCUGUCUUCGGGCCUUAGGAAGUCAGCAUAAAGCCUGUGGCCUGUUAGGAGCAAUGACAGUCCUCUAUUUACUGGGCUGCAAGGUUGUGUUAGCCCUAGAGGUAUUUUUCCUUGCACUACAGCCACUGCAAAUAAAUGCUCUACUGCCUGCAGUGGUCACUUGAGCUGAAUAUUUCAGCCAAAUUGUGGGCCUUUUAAUACCCAUUUCAGCUGGUGCCAGGGCCCACGGGUGUUGUGGUAGUCAAAAACCAGUACACUGCAGUAGCUUAGAUUGCAAGGUGACAAACCACAAGCCUUUGGAGAAGUUAAGAACUACAGAUUUCCUUAAAACUGCAAUCUUAUUUUGCUUUUUUCAACUUCUAGCUUUACCUGCAGAAACAAAAUUUGGUAUGGCAAGGUGGUGCUUUAUGCUUGAUACCCUGUAUCUUUACAAUGGAUGUAAGGUAUGUCUUGAUAAUAGGCUUUAAAUUAUUCUUUGCAGUUGUUCAGUCAAAAUAUUUAAAUGCCUGUAUCGCCUUGCGCUUGGUGCUAAAGUUAAUGAAAAAGGAGUUGCAUAUUUUUUUUCUUUUGUCUCUACAACAUUAAACCCCUUAUGAAACUGCAGUGCUUCAUCCUGUAAGAUUCUGGAUGCAAGCCUUUCGCUUUUGUUGCACUAAUUGGACUGCUAUGCUCAGGAAGUUAUUACUUGAGCAGACCAACAGCCUUCAGAAAUGGCCAUGGAAAAAAUUGGCUUCUAGUUUAGGAGCACAGGUAAUCUGAUAGUCACUAUCACAAUAUCUAUGUAAAAUAGCCCAGGCCAAGGUGGAACAGUGUACAAAUGAAUAGCUCCAAAUAACUCCAGGCAAGUAAUACCUACAUAAUGAUUAACAAGGAAAGUACCCUAUGGUAACAUAGCGAAGUUGAACAUUAUUCAAUCUCCACACUGCAAAUACUACCUCCCCUUCACAGAUGAGCCUUGAAAAAGCAGCUUUUUUUUCCUGAGAUACCUCAAGAUAUCUCAAGAAACUAAACCCUUUGUAUAGUUUUUGUAUAUCUUUAGCCAAGACUGUCAAAGUUUCUGUUUUAUGUAAAUAAUCACAUUUUAAAUAUUCUUCUGGUUCUUCAUCAAGGACACUCAGGAGAAAGAUGAUUUUUUCAACUGCUUAAUAAAUUUAAGGUAUAAUGUUUUUCUUCUAUAAGAAAAUAUAUAAUACAAACCUGUAGGGUUGGCUUCCUCACAAGUCCCCAGCAAAAGUCUCACAUUUCUGAGUGCAGGCUGUGGCAACUUGGGUGUGCAAACUAUUGGAUGCACAAGGAGGAAGGUGUCAAGGUAAUUAACCGCAACACUUCUAGUGAAAAAUACAACAGACUUCCAUGAGUGAAUCCCUGACUUUGCAGAGGUGUCACGUACUUGCUGUAGUUCUGGGCACACAGCUCAACUGUGAAUUCAGACAACAGGUAUGUCGUCAUGUCUUGGAGUUCAAACCAAUGAUCGAACCAUUCUAAGGAAAGCUAUGAAAACAUGAGUUGCCAUAGAAAUACAGGCCUGGAAGGCAUCAACUACACUGAGCAAGUUGAGCAAUGUCGAUAGCAUCAGUGGCAGAUGGUGGUCUAACCUGUUCUUGAAUGUGUGUAAUGAAAGCCAUUCUCUAAUCUGCUGAGAGACCAAAAGGGACCAUUACAAAAACCUGUUCUGAUUUAACCCCAGCCUUCAAGCGUUGCACAAGCCAAAGUACUUCCCCAACCCCUGAGCUGUCUUGGGAGGUUAUGAGAACUUUUAGGAAGAUACCUAAUCUGACAUGCCAUAAAUAUAGCAGGUUAUGCACCACAGCCAUAGCUAAGCAGAUAAUUAUAUUCACGAUUAGAAACAAUUUGCACUGUAUGUAAAAAAGAGGUGCCAAGAAACUGCCACACAGCAUGUGGGGUGUGAUACCACCAGGAGAGCAGGCUAAGCUGGUUCUGGGAGAGCCAUGACAGUGGACAAGUGUAAGGGUCCUGGUCAGUCUAGCACAAAGGAGCUCUCACUCAAUAACUUAAUGUUGAGGUAAUAAAAAUAACUGCACUGAGUGAAAAAUGAUCUUUUUUUAAAUUAACGAGAACAGAAAUAGAUGUGCAGUCUUUUCAGUUCAGAUGGCUUUGGUGCACAGCUAGCUUCCCACAAUUCUUUCAAAACUGUUCUUAUAGAACAAAUACAUUAUCAGAAACUUCUGUUUUAGCAAUGUUUGAAAAAAGUGAGCGAGGCAGGCUGGGAUGGCUGGAGAUAGGCAGGCAGCUGAAUGCAUUGCCAAAAAGGAGCCAGAGGAUCCAUAGGAUUUCACUGCCUGUCCUGCUUGCCCUACAUCCCUGCCCACCUAUCCCGCCUGCCUAGCCUGACCUGCCCUCUUGCCUUUCCUGCCCUGCUUGCCUGUCCUGCUCAGCCUGUCUGCAAUGCCUGUUUGUAACCCACUGCAAGUUGUGACAGAAUUCACUUGCUCCUCUAUAGUACUUCUGUUAAAUCAGUUUGCUCCUCCUUUUGGCAUAAAACUCUUCCAGUGGUAACUUGUGACAAGUUCCAACAACCCUCACAAAUCUUGUGAUCUUAUGUUUAUGGAGAGCUUAGUUUUGAUUUUGUUUGUUCCUUUUCAGAACAGCACUGCAAUUUAAGUGUGUCAGUGCAGUCCUUAAUGGAAAUUUGUGCUAUCCUAUGCUAAUUCUCUCAAGAGUAAGAUUACAUUUGCAGCCACUCCUCAGAAGGCUCUGUGCUGCUGCAGAAACACUCUUGUAAUUCUGAUGUAGUAUUAAAAAAUGUCAUUUUUAAUACCAUUGGCAAAUUUGUUAUAAGCCAUUUCAAGCCUAGCUGAUUUGGGCAGUUUCUGCCUUCAUCUGCUUUCUCUUCCCCCUUUUCUGAUUUUAACUUCCUUUCAAUAGUGUUCUGAAUAUGAAGAAAACACUUUAAAGAAGAGUAAAAAUGAGGGCAUGUCCCGAAGUAUUUCUCGCUUACCAAACAUCCAAGGGAUUUAGCUUGUGAAAGGCGUAAGUCACUGGCAGGAGAGGAGCUGUGGCUCGCUCUCACAGCACUGUGGGCACUCGGUGUUACACCACCAGCAGCUUCUGCAGCACAGUGCACUCUUUGAAAUGGACAGGGGCCGAGCCUGAGACCAUGCCAGGCUGAAUGAUGCCACUUAGACAAUGAUGUUUGCAGCAUAAAAUAAAAAUCUUAUAUGUGAAAUUACAGGAUAAAUUGAAGAGAACUGUCUGCCAACACCAAAUAAGAUGUGACCCUUGUGCAAGGAGUUGCAGUUGAUUUAAAAAAACUACAUGAUGGAAUUGUUUUUAUCUUCUCCACCUGCAAGUCCAAGAGUAGUGUAUGGUUGUGGUGUUCUUCCCUGGGCUGAUGAGUAGCUUUAAAUGUAUGCACGCAUACUUCUUUCUUCGACCUAGGCAGGUAUUGGUGGGUUGUUUCCCUCCUCACUGUUCAAACCUUCCCUCCCUGCUGGCAUCAAUGGGGCACCUCAUCUUAGCUGGGGAAUCCAGAUUGUGCCCUAAAGUCUGUUCUUUCUUUGAAAAUCCCAGGGUCUAGAACACAAUGUAAUGUGCUUCCUGUUGAUGAUAGUAAGGGAAGACCUUGAUGCUGUGGCUAAUGCUGGGUGCUGCAUGUGCCAUUUUGUGUCCAAAAUUGUGUUUGUUUUUCUGGAGUCUUCUAGUUCUUCGCUAUAUGUUACAGUGAUACUCCAACAGUACUGUACUGUCGCAGGCCUUUACUGAUGUUAUUUUUCAUGUGAGCUGUUAGAGAAAAAUGACAGUAUGCAAUUUAAAACCACGCUCUUUAAUAAGGCAAGUCUACAGUGCCCAAAUGCCAACAGUUAGUUUGGCAGGUUCUUGUGUUCAACUCUUGCCCCUAAUCGAUGGGCUUUGCAGUGAAUUGCACUUGGCUUAUAGCCGGAACCAUGGCUGUGGGGCACCACCAGGCACGGGAACCAACAGCCCUUCCAACCCGCCCAGUGCACCGAGACGGGGCCUGGCUGCUUUUACCCAGUUCCUUUGUACUUGGACCACUGGCAGGAGACCCAGGCUCUUUCCCCUCCUGAGGUCUCACAGCUGUUGGACCUGUGUGGUCCUGCUCUAGAGCUCUCGAUUAAACCACAUUUCUAUCCAAACCGUUGCUUCUUGUAGGAGGUCUUUCAAUUUUGGCAGUUUAGGUGGGCAACUGCUUUACUUGUAUCUUCUAGGGAAGCUCAAUUGAGCAAUCCAUGAGAGCCCAGAAAGCUUCAGGAGAGGGAGUUGCACAGGUGUUCUGCAUCCACCUCCAGCUGUCAGCAUGGCUUCACCCAUAGAUCACAUAGCUUCCACGGCUGGAGUUGAUUCAUGCUGGAGCUGGAUUUUUACUACUGAUCUGAGACCCCAGGACCACAAUAAAAACCUGCCUUUGCGGGCCCCAUGCAGAGGCCGAUGUGCGGAAAUUCUCUGCUUCAGUCCUCAUUUCAACAUCCCCCCCAGACCCCGUAUCUAUGAUCGCUUUUCUCUCCCGGGGGCCCGGAGGAGAGGCAGUUCCAGGGGCGGUGCUGACCCGGGGCUCCCACCCGCGGGCCCGUGGGCGGCUCCACCCCCGGGACUGGAUGGGUGUGCGGGGACUCCCCCUGAGAGCGGGCGAGAUUCGGUGACCUCUGCCCUCUGUCAGUCUGGUGGGACACAGCAGUGCUGGCUGUCGUUGCCGUGACAGCAGGGUGCGUCCAAGUGGACAAAGCGUUAAUUACUGGGGUGCUGGCGCGGGCAAACGGCCCCCGCCGGGCCGCGGCCGCUUGGCCUCUCCGCGCCGCCGUAGGGAGGCCGCUCCCCCCAACAUGGCCGCCCCGGCAGAGCCCGCCUCAGUCCGCCGCCCGCCGGGGCCGCCGCCGCCCGCUCGCCGCCGGCGGUAGAGAGCCGCUGGGCCAGCAGGCGGCCGCCCGCUCGGGGAGGCGGAGGGAGCUGCGGGGGGCUCCAUGAGGGGUUGGGGCAGCCCCAGGCCGGGCCUGCCCAGGCGGCUGACUCCUCCCUUGGGGAAGGAGGGUGCGCUGGGGCCGCCUCCGCCGCCGCCCGCCGGGGCUGCCGCCGUGUGACUGGGAGCGCGCAGCCCCGAGUAGCUGCGGGGUGCCAGGCCUGGGCCGGCGGGCGCCGACACCCUGCCCCCGCGGGACGGGGCCUCCUGCGCCCGACCCGACCCGCCGCUGCCUCCCCGCUCGCCGGCAGCAACAAUGUUUUCUCUCAAGCAGCCCAAACCCACGUUCAAGUCCUACCUUCUGCCGCUGCCUCAGCCUGAAGACCAUAUAGCAUCAGAACCAAGGAUUAAAAAACUGGAACCAGUACUUUUGCCAGGUGAAAUUGUGGUAAAUGAAGUAAACUUUGUAAGAAAAUGCAUCGCAACAGAUACAAGUCAAUAUGACCUGUGGGGCAAAUUGGUUUGCACUAACUUCAAGAUUUCCUUUAUUACGGAUGACCCAAUGCCACUACAGAAAUUCCAUUAUAAAAACCUCCUCCUUGGUGAACAUGAUGUCCCGCUGACAUGCAUUGAGCAGAUUGUCACAGUGAAUGACACCAAGAGGAAGCAGAAGGUCCUUGGUCCCAACCAAAAACUGAAAUUUAAUCCAACUGAAUUAAUAAUUUAUUGCAAAGACUUCCGUAUUGUCAGAUUUCGUUUUGAUGAAGCAGGUCCUGAAAGUGCAAAAAAGGUGUGCCUUGCAAUAGCUCAUUAUUCUCAGCCAACAGAUCUUCAGCUUCUCUUUGCAUUUGAGUAUGUUGGGGAAAUAUAUCAUCAUCCAGCAAAGAAGGUGAAUGGAAUAGACCCAGGAGGUGGUGGUGGCGGCGGCGGCAGUGCCAGCGGUCAGCAGACACCUUUGUUUGAAACAUACUCUGAUUGGGACAGAGAAAUCAAAAGGACAGGUGCAUCGGAGUGGAGAGUCUGUUCAGUCAAUGAAGGUUAUAUGAUAUCUACUUGCCUUCCAGAAUAUUUUGUGGUUCCAUCUUCCUUAGCAGAUCAAGACCUCAAGCUAUACUCCUACUCUUUUAUUGGGAGACGAAUGCCAUUAUGGUCCUGGAAUCACCCUAAUGGGAGUGCCCUUGUAAGAAUGGCCAACAUUAAAGAUGUGUUGCAACAAAGAAGAAUUGAUCAAAGGAUUUGCAAUGCAAUAACUCGAAGUCAUCCCUUGAGAAGUGACGUUUACAAAUCCGAUCUGGACAAGUGUCUCCCCAACAUCCAGGAAAUCCAGGCUGCACACAUCAAGCUCAAACAGCUGUGUGUUAACGAGCCCUUUGAAGAAACUGAAGAGAAGUGGCUGUCCUCACUGGAAAAUACUCACUGGUUAGAGUAUAUUAGGUCAUUUCUUAAGCAUUCUGCUGAGCUUGUAUAUAUGAUGGAGUGUAAGCACGUCUCUGUAAUUCUACAAGAGGAAGAGGGACGGGACCUGAGCUGUCUUACUGCUUCUCUCAUUCAAAUCAUGCUGGAUCCCUAUUUCCGAACAAUUGUUGGAUUUCAAAGCUUAAUACAGAAGGAAUGGGUCAUGGCAGGAUAUCAGUUUUUAGAUAGGUGUAACCACUUAAAGAGAUCUGACAAAGAGUCUCCUUUAUUCUUGAUGUUUCUUGACUGUGUUUGGCAGCUGCUAGAACAAUACCCAGCAGCCUUUGAGUUUUCUGAAGUGUACUUGACCAUACUGUACGACAGCGCACGCAUCUCUUUGUUUGGCACCUUCCUUUUCAAUUGUCCUCACCAGCGCGUAAAGGAAAGCACUGAAUUUGCCAUAAGCAAAAAUAUUCAGCUGGGUGAUGAGAAAGGCCUCAGAUUUCCUUGUGUUUGGGACUGGUCUCUUCAGUUUACAAGCAGGGAUCGCCUGCUCUUUCACAACCCUCUGUAUAUUGGAAAGAGCGCGCCGUGCGUACACAAUGGAGCUGUGAAAAGUUUUAAACGCUCAAAGAAAAACUACAGCUCCACAUUGCGAGGCGUCCCCCCAGCAUUAAAAAAUGGAAUCAUCAGUGAGCAGGAGUUCCUUCCAAGAAGAAACUCUCUGAUUCUAAAACUGAAACCAGACUUUUUACAACAAACAGAGAGUCAGAGUAACAGUAUGGAACAGUACUUCAGAGACUGGUUUGCCAAGCCUGUUGAUUUGCACGGCGUGAUUCUACCCCGCAUCUCUGGAACGCAAAUAAAACUGUGGAAACUGUGCUACUUCCGCUGGGUUCCUGAGGCCCAGAUUAAUCAUGGUGGCUUCAUCACCGCUUUCCACAAAGUUUCUUUGCUGGCAGAUGAAGUAGACACGUUAAACCGGAACCUUCGGCAGCACAAAAGCAACUCUUCUGUGCAAGGCAACUGCUCGGAACUGGAUCAAAGCAGGAUGUACUUCAGAGCACGUCAUUUAAAUGAUACCUCUGAGGCCCCCGACUUUCUCUCCUCCUCAUUCCCAUUUUCUCCUGUAGGGAACCUGUGCAGACGGAGCAUUCUGGGAACGCCUUUAAGCAAAUUUUUAAGUGGUGCCAAAAUCUGGCUAUCCACUGAGACGCUUGCAAAUGAAGACUGAGACGAUGUGACAGUUUAAAGGUUGGGGAGAAUACAGCAUAUCAUUUUGUCUUUUCUAAGUUAACACUGCUAGCUAAAUGCGGCAUUGAAAGCUGUAAUAAUUUUCUAUACAAACAUUACGUAAGUUUUGCACAAAUAUUUAAAAGCAGAGCGAGUCAUGCUUCAAAUCGCACAAUUUUGUAGUUCUCAUCUACUAGGCCUUCUGGUCCCUAAUUCCUUCUGUAUUUUUGUGGUUUGGCUCAUUAUAUGCGAUGGAGCAUUACAUUAGCUAAUUGAAAGGCUUGGUCUGGUCAUUAAUGAGGGUUCUGCUUGAAAUACCUUUUUCCCAGACAGUGACUGAAGUGACUCUUGUGUCAAAACCGCCUGGCAAAUGACGGUAGUUAGGUGCAGUGGACACAGACCAACAGCUGAAUUCUCAGAACAAGCUCUCUUAUCAGAUUGCCUCUUCAGGAAGAAUACAUAUAUGCAUACAUACAUACUAAUGAUCUGUGACUUCAUCACCCUGUGUGUAUCUGGCGGGGGCAUUCCUUUUUCUUUCUCUCCCCAAAAUGUGUUUGUUAACAAUUAGAUUUGUGCUCUUCGACAUGAGCGUGAACCAGUUUCAGGACAAUGCACUGUUAACCUUAAAACGUUUACUGUCAAUAUUGUAUCGUAGUAGCUUUAGAAGUGCCUUUAAUUGGGAGGGAACAGUAGCAAGGUUACUCUGGCGCAGCUGACCUCUCUUCAGGUGCUGACUCAAAGUUAAGGCACCAAAGGCCUUACAUGAUAGACUAGAAGCUCAUCUCACUUAGUUAGGGGGGGAGAAAAAGUUGUAUGAUGAUAAAACACAGUAUAAUACAGUUUAAAAAAAGGCAGGGAGGGAUAGGAUUUGGAGCUCCUCAGUUGUUUGUAAAACAAAACUGGUAUUCAGCACAGCCCAACUCACAAUGUGGGUUUUGGAUGUUUAAGAUUGCUUAAGUAUUUCUUGUAGAGAAUUUGCAUCUGGAGUGGCCUUAUAGGUGCAAGGUUGGUGCUCGAUGUCCAGUGCAUACAGGACUCUGUUUGUCCAGACUAAGAACUACCUGCUGGGCAGAGCCGUUGGGGGGUGCUGGGUACACGGCUUUCUCCCCUGUGUUUGGUUUGGUGGGUAAGUGGGCAGUUCCAUUGCAAAGGUGAGCUAAUGGGGGGUGCAGACUUCUUCUUUUAACUAACCAGACCCCCGAAAACCUAUUUUUAUGCAAAGAGGCCGAGUGGUGUGUGUGCGUGCAUGUGCACAUGUGCGUCUGCGUGGGGACACGUACAUGCGUGUUGUGACAUAAUGCCAGAUGGGUUCUGGCCAACUGUUUGUGAGGAAAAAACGUGUAAUCACCUCAAUUGCCUAAUUAUGCUGCAAGAUGGUCUGAACAUGUUAAAUGGUCCACAAACUAGUUGUUUUUAUUUACGAGCUUGCUGGAGCAGUCAUCCAAUUUGUUCAUUAUUCAAGUGUUUGUAUUAGUUUGCUUUUGUGAUUUUUGUUUUUCAUUAGCUUACUGCUUUACUGCCUGAUACUUGACUUAAAAGACCUCAACCUGUGUGCUUAGUUUCUUUUGGUACCAAUUUUAAAACUAUGGUGUUGUCGUCUUUGGUUUUUUUUCCCCUUAAAAGUAUAACUUUUUUGGUUUAAAGGUACCAAAAAUGUGUAAAUAAAUUACUCCACACAGGCAGCUGGUGGAAUUAAAAAAAAAAAAUAAAAUCUAGGCUAGUACCCUUUGGGGGAAAAAAAAGGGUACUAUAUUUAAGCAGGAUGUCUUUAUAAGGAAAUUUCAGACACUUUUACAUUUCACUUCUAAGAUGUGUACAGAUGCUGCAGAUGGUCUUUCUAUUUUAUAUGUAUAGCAUGGGAGGGGGUUAAAAAUAAUAUGCCUUUAUAAUAAACAAAACCUGUCUAAAUAUCUGUUUUGCCAAACAGACGUAAGAAGGACUAUUAGCCAGCUGAAGCAGGGAGUUGGGCAAGCAGAGGCUGUGCCGGCGGUGAGCUGGGAGAAGGGAGGAGCUGCCCCCGCUGUCCCGGGCCAGGGGACCAGGUUCUGCUGCCCUGUGCUCACACAGCCUUGCCUGCUGCAGAACAUGCACAGCUGCUGUCUGUCUGUCUGUCUGUCUGUGCAUGUGUGCCUGCAGAUGUUGUUUCUUCCUCUGCAGUUAAACAUCCUAGUUUUUUUAAUUUACUUUUGAAAGACAGGUACUAAAUGUUAAUUUUAAAGUAUUCUCCAGUCUACACAGUUGCCUUAUCAAUACUCAGUAGGGACUGCUCUGAACAUCUUUAGUAACUUUCAAAAGCAAUUUUGGGUGUGAGUACAUAUCUUUAACGUCUGUGUACAGAAUACUGACAUACAGCUGUAUAUAUAUGUGUGUGUGUAUAUAUGUACACAUUUGCAAAUUUUAACUUCUGUUCACCAUUUAAAACAAGAUACUGUUAAUGCCAUUUUGGUGUUGCGAGAGUAGAAAAACUACUAAGAAGCUUCUUUUUUGUCUGUUUCUAGAAAACGUGCACUAUUUUGGCUGUUACUGGCUGUUAUAUCAUGACUUUUGUACUACACUGUAAACCACACGGUGGAAUAGGGAACGUUGGUUGAUACGGUUAAAAUGACCUGCAGCGUCAUUAAUUGCUGCGAGGUGGAGCUUACUGUAGACUUAGUGAUCAUGGCAGUACAGCUCUAUUUACCGUUUACUGCCAUGUAUCAAGGAAUUUUUUUCCAUUCCAGAAACGCAUUGAGAAGUGUGUGUUGGUGUAUGUGUAUACCCAGGCCUGCACGCAACUUUAAUGUGCACCUGCCUGCAAUACCACUUCGGCGUUAACUGCCUUGUGUUUCUCAUGAAAUUGUAGCACCUGGGGCAAAGGUUGUGGCUUACUCUUGGAUGGAGAGACAUCAAAACCAAAAAAAAUCUAACAUAUAUUUAAGCAAAGGACAAAAUCUUAAAAUUUACCUCUAACAUAAGUGACAGAAAUCUGUACCUCAAAUUGCUCUAGGCAGUAGGUUUCUAAUGCUGUUGCUGUGAUGCUUUAGAGUUCACUAUUUUAACUGAAAUGAAACCCUUUGUGCCUGAUAAUGAUUUACUGAGUAAAGUAGCAGUGCCAGGAAGAUUAUAAAAUCCUGAUGCUGAGUUGUGAAUGUGAAGUAAAUUAGACUAAAUAAAAGUUCAUACCUUUGCACGGUGAA
Columba livia (rock pigeon) is the source of this 12274-nucleotide messenger RNA. RefSeq names its product myotubularin related protein 10 (gene MTMR10). Gene Ontology annotation, molecular function: phosphatidylinositol-3-phosphate phosphatase activity. Gene Ontology annotation, biological process: phosphatidylinositol dephosphorylation. The coding region runs from base 6787 to 9099 and encodes 770 amino acids. Gene Ontology annotation, cellular component: membrane; cytoplasm. The transcript has 16 exons. NCBI's taxonomy places the organism in Eukaryota, Metazoa, Chordata, Aves, Columbiformes, Columbidae. The record is from RefSeq and is a predicted model, not a curated record.